CGCGGGAUGCUGUCAGCCUCCUCCUCCUCCUCUUCAUCAUCAUCAGGACCACCGGAGGGCCGAGCAGGACCAGGAUCCAAGCACCGAGCAGGUUGAGGAGCUCCAUGUUGGACCGCGGUGCCUUCACUGACGCUCGACUGUAUCUCAGACAGAAACCAGACAACCCGCUCCUUCCAGCCUUCAGGUCCACCUGAGAUGUUGGACGGUUUGGUUUAUGAAACUUGGAGCAGCGGGACGAGGAGGACAUCUCAGCAAGAUAUGAGGUCCACAGAACGGAACCAGCCUGUGUUCUGUAAGCCCUCUGCUGUCCUUUGUCCUGCUGACACGUCUGAAGGUUCCUUAUUCUGAAGACCAAAAACUGAAGUCUAAGAUUUCCUGACAGCUGAGAUGAUUGUUGGUUCUGGAUUGUCCUGAUUGUCUUCACAGAUUGUGGACAAUCACUUUUGUAAAUCUCUAAUACAAAACACAAAAAGCGUUUAUGAUUGUGUUCUACAUUUAAAGGGCAAAGACACCCUGAAGUGUCCAUCAGCUUUAAUCCUACCUACUGGAGGACGGUGUUGGACUCUGAAGUCCAGACCCUGGACACUGUGAAAAAACCCAACCAGGCACUGAUUUAAAGGAACCUCUGAAAUAAAUUAUUCUGGAUGUUUGGAAUCAAAUCAGAGCGAAGCUCCAUGAUGAACCAAGUCCAGCACAGCUUGAGCUCUGAGACGACGGAGAAGGCUCGGUUAGAGCUGAACGAGAACCCGGACACCCUCCAUCAGGACAUCCAACAGGUACGGGACAUGAUCGUAACACGGCCGGACAUCGGUUUUCUGCGAACAGACGAUGAAUUCAUCAUUCGCUUCCUCAGAGCCAGAAAGUUUGACCACGUGGAGACGUUCCGCCUGCUGGCCCAGUACUUCCAGUUCAGGCAGCAGAACCUCGACAUGUUCCAGAGUUUUAAGGUGGACGACUCCGGCAUCAAACGGGCUCUGAUGGACGGUUUCCCCGGAGUGUUGGAGAACCCCGACCAGCACGGCAGGAAGAUCCUCAUUUUGUUUGCUUCAAACUGGGACCAGAGCAGGAACUCCUUCGUAGACAUCCUACGGGCCAUCCUGCUCUCUCUGGAGGUUCUGAUAGAGAACCCGGAGCUCCAGAUCAACGGCUUCACCCUUAUCAUCGACUGGAGCAACUUCUCCUUCAAACAGGCAUCCAAGCUGACGCCCAACAUCCUGAAACUGGCCAUCGAGGGCCUUCAGGACAGCUUCCCGGCUCGGUUCGGUGGGAUCCACUUUGUGAAUCAGCCCUGGUACAUUCACGCCAUGUACACCAUCAUCAAACCCUUCCUCAAGGACAAGACCAGGAAAAGGAUCUUCCUCCACGGUAACAACUUGAACUCACUCCACCAGCUCAUCCAGCCCGAGUGUCUGCCGUCGGAGUUCGGCGGAACGCUGCCACCGUACGAUAUGGGCAUCUGGGCCCGAACGCUGCUGGGACCCGACUACAACGACGAGACCGAGUACACGCUGACGUACGACGCCCUCCACGUCAGGGAGAGCUGUGGAGGAGGAGGAGGAGACAAGGACAUGAUGAAGAGGUCUCAGUCGACGGUGGAAGCAGGAACUCUCCGGCAGAUGGACAGAGAAACCAGCACGCCGUUGUUGGCCCUGGACUGAACGCACAACCACACACACCAACAUGAAGUGCACGCAGCAACAUGCACAGAUCUAUGAACAAACACACCACACACGAAGCCAGCUGGGUAUUAAUGGAUUGUUGUAGAGAACCAAACUUCCAGAACACGAGCAACAUGUUUGUACCUCUGUCUUCUAGAGGAUCCUCAUGAACAGAAUGAAAACCUGGUUCCUGUGAACUGAAUGUUUUAACCAUCCAGCCUCAGAACAGAGUCGGGUAAACAGAACCGUUCGGUUCUACGGUCUCUGUCAGGACAAUAAACUGGUCUGGUCUUCACUGGGUUCUAAAAGGACUCCAAUCUAACCUUAAAAGACCCAAAACACAACAGAUUCCAUCGCAUCGUUAUUUAUUUCACAACAAUGAAGCCAAAAUAGAAAAAACUGCAGAAGAUCCAUGGUCUAGACGUGUCCUCUGGUCUGGUUCUGGUCCAGAAGUCUUGUGGUUCCUUCGGAUGAACCAUCCCAAACCUAAGUCACGCUGCCAUGCUUGUUUUAGAGAGGAGGUCGUGACCUUUGACUGAGGCCUGUAGCUCACUGCACAGUCUGACCUUCAGGGUGAAUCAGCGGUCUGAAAUGUUCUGUAGAACGAUGGACUCUGAAUGACCUUUGACCCUUCCCAGAUUGACAGACAACAUCAGCUGCUUCUCUAAGGUCAUUGCUGAUGUCUUUCCAGCUUGGUGCUGUGCUAACAUGGUCCUGUACGCUCCGGAGCAGAAAAACAAACAAACAACUUUUAUUUAUUUUGGCCUCGUGUUGGAACGGUGGAAUCUCUUCUUUAUUCACUUGAGCUUAGAUUGGGAUCCCAGUCUGAACCCUCUGAUGUCCCCCAGUCUGUCCUCUGAGCAUCUGUCCAGAUGUUUCCUGAGCUGCGAGGGGGGCGUCUGAAUAUUGAAUAAUCUCUGCAGAUUAUUUUAUUUUACCUUCAGCAAUUCAUGAUUUAUUUUAAAUCUCUCCCGUCAGACUCCGAGGAUCUGAUCACAUUUAAAGUCAAACCAGUUCAAAUGAUCACAUUUAAAGUCAAACCAGUUCAAAUGAUCACAUUUAAAGUCAAACCAGUUCAAAUUUAAAACC
Molecule: messenger RNA, 2747 nt
Organism: Nematolebias whitei (Rio pearlfish)
Lineage: Eukaryota; Metazoa; Chordata; Actinopteri; Cyprinodontiformes; Rivulidae
Product: clavesin-1
Exons: 8
Coding region: 645-1658 (337 amino acids)
Cellular component (GO): membrane
Molecular function (GO): phosphatidylinositol bisphosphate binding
Source: RefSeq, a predicted model, not a curated record